This is a messenger RNA of Bicyclus anynana (squinting bush brown), 771 nucleotides long. RefSeq names its product trypsin CFT-1-like. Gene Ontology annotation, molecular function: serine-type endopeptidase activity. The record is from RefSeq and is a predicted model, not a curated record. Lineage: Eukaryota; Metazoa; Arthropoda; Insecta; Lepidoptera; Nymphalidae. Bases 1 to 771 code for a protein of 256 amino acids. Gene Ontology annotation, biological process: proteolysis. The transcript has 5 exons.
AUGAUAUUUUUUGGUAUGAUUGCAUUAACUGAUUUAUUUUUAAAUAUUAUUUCAGCGCUCCCAUCGCAAGAAAGGAUCGUCGGAGGAACAAUAACAAGCAUUAACAAUUACCCCUUCACUGUUUCGCUACAGUUUUCAUGGGAUAAUGUACGUUUUGGCCACAAAUGCGGUGCUACUAUCCUGAACAACCGCUCCGCGGUCUCGGCGAUCCAUUGUUGGGUGAACAAUCCGGUCGCAAACAGAUUCCGCAUCCGUUCGGGUUCGACGACCAAAAGUAGCGGCGGAUGGAUGCACAACGUGGCGCAGCUUAUCGGCCAUCCCCACUUUAACCGGGCAAACCUCGACAAUGACAUCGGCAUUGUCCGAGUCGCUACCCUCUUCCAGAUCCAUUUACCAACCGUGCGAGCUGCUCGCGUCGCUGGAACUCACCACCACGUUCCAGACAACCAUGACGUUGUAGCUCUUGGAUGGGGAAACAUACAUACAGAUGGACCUGGAUCAGAACAACUGCGCCGGGUAGUCCUUAGAGCUGUCAAUCAUACUCAGUGCAGGAUGGCCUUUGGAGGUCUCACUGCCAAUAUGCUGUGUGCCAACUGGAUCGAUGCAAGCAGGAGCAUCUGCUUCGGUGACUCUGGCACCGGUCUGCUUCAUAACAACGUGCUCGUAGGAGUAGCCAGCUUCAUCGGCUGGGACGGCUGCGGCUCCAUUCGUUGGCCUUCUGUGUUUGUCAGAGUCUCUAGAUACGAGACUUGGAUUCGUACAAAUUCUUAG